Columba livia (rock pigeon) is the source of this 4061-nucleotide messenger RNA. It is a transcript of the gene MAMDC4, whose product is annotated as MAM domain containing 4. The record is from RefSeq and is a predicted model, not a curated record. The transcript is spliced from 29 exons. Gene Ontology annotation, molecular function: protein binding. Gene Ontology annotation, cellular component: membrane. The annotation marks the transcript as partial. Lineage: Eukaryota; Metazoa; Chordata; Aves; Columbiformes; Columbidae.
UGGGGCUGGGAAGCCGAUAACAGCGGGGCUGAAGUCCAACACGAGGCAGGUCCCGGGGAGCAGAUUCCAGCCCCAGGCUGGCGGCGUGGCCUCCCCCACCAGCCCCGUGCCUCUCCCAGCUCCGUUUUGCCGUCGCCAGAGGCUGGGAUGGCCGAGCAGACGGUGCUGGUCCUCGUGCUGCUGGCUAGCGCUGUCCUCCCCGCUGAGUCCUUGGUUGUCAACAGCUGCAGCAGCAUGGCUGAGCAGCUCUGCAACUUCGUCUGUGACUGCAGCGACUGCUCAGACGAGAACCAGUGCGGGUACCUGCGGGGCUCGGAGGUGCUGGGCACCCCUUUCACCUGUGAUUUCGAGGAGGGUGACUGUGGCUGGCAGGAUGUGAGCACCUCGGUGUUCAGAUGGGUGCGGGGUCGAGCCAGCCUGGCCACCUGGGGCACGGGGCCCUACUCAGACCACACCGUGGGCACCGACCUGGGGUGGUUCAUGGUGACGGUGUCGCCCCCAGCAAAGACCAAAGCCACGGCCUGGCUCAGGUCACCGGUGAUGCGGGAUGCAGCUGCCACCUGCGAGAUCAGGGCCUGGUACCACCUCUCGGGAAGCGGGCUCACCCAGCUGGAGCAGCCGGUGCUGCGCCUGGCCAUGGCACACGGGGACGAGGUGGUGGAGCUGUGGCAGAGCCCCGAGCGCGGAGGCGAGGGCUGGCACCAGCUGGUUGCCUACCCAGGCCGGAUUGCGGAGCAGUUCCAGCUCAUCUUCUCCCUGACACAAGCCCCGGCCUGCGGGGCAGAGCUGGCACUCGACGACAUUGUCUUCAGGAACUGUGGCUUGCAGGAGCCUGGGCAGCAGGUCUGUGUGGAGGAGAGCCGCUGCCGCCGGGGCUCCUGCCUGGCACAGCACCGCUUCUGUGACGGCACCGACGACUGCGGGGACGGCUCAGAUGAGGACGCAGAGCGGUGCAAUUCCUUCAGGCACUGCUCCUUUGAGGAAGGGCUCUGCAGCUGGGAGGUGGAGGUCGCGCAGCCGAUGUGGGAGAGGAACACGAGCCUGAACCUGGGGACCAGCUACGGCAUCCCCACCCGGGACCACAGCAGUAACAGCAGGGCAGGUUUCUUCCUCCACGUGGGCAGCACCUCGGCCACAGGGGCUGGCAGCACUGCCCGGCUCAGCAGCUCCACUUUGAAGGCCAACAAAUCCUGCUCUCUCGUGCUGUACUGCCACCUCCAUGGCUCAGCCACCAGCAGCCUCAGCAUCUCCUACGUGACCAACUCCACCAAGCACCUGGUGAGGGAGAGGACAGGAGACCUGGGCAACUGCUGGGUCCGGGAGAGAGUGGACUUCAAUGUGACGGAGAGCUUCAAGGUGCUGAUCGAGGGGGUGGCCAGUGGCACAGGGACCGUUGCCAUCGAUGACCUGUUCCUGUCUCCAGGCUGCGUGUGGCAUCAGGAGGAGGAGGCUUCAACUACACUGCCGAGCCGGGCGGGUGCUGGCCCCUGUGCAGCUGGGGAGGUGCCCUGUGACAGCGGGAGCUGCAUCAAUGCGGAGCUGGCCUGUGACUUCGCCGAGACGUGUGCUGACGGCUCUGAUGAGAAGCGCUGCGGAGCAACCACCUCCGAGGCGGGGGCCGAGGGCUGGCAUGAUGUCAGCGUGGGGCAGCUGCGCUGGGCUGUGCAGAGGGCCACCGAGCCCACCAACACCGUCCUCACCGGGGAUUUCCUGAUCAUCCAGGCAGGAGAAGGACAAAUGGUGGCUCCUGCAAAGGCACGCACGCCUCUCCUGGGCCCCUCCGGCCCUGCCUGCGCCAUGGAGAUGAGCUACCACAUCCACAGCGGCCCCCAAGGCUUCCUCGCUGUCAGCAUCACAGAUCACAGCACUGGCACCAAACACCUGGCCUGGCACACACAAGGGCACGACGGCAUGGCCAGGGGACACGUCCAUGUCCCGCUGGGGGAGAGAACCCGUCCCUUCCAGGUCGAGCUGCUGGGGCUGGUGGAUUUACAGGACUCGGCGACUGCUGGCAUUGACAAUGUGACGUUCGUACAGUGCCACCCCGAUGUGGUGCCCCCAGGGGCUGCAGAGCUGUCCUGCAACUUCGAGAAAGGCAUGUGCGGCUGGUACCAGGAUCCAUCCAGUGACUUCCAAUGGGUGCGCAGCACAGGGCAGGGGCAGGGCUCCGACCACACCACUGGCUCAGGCUACUUCUUGGCCGUGGAUCCCUCUGCGCUGUGGAGCCACGGGCAGCGGGCACAGCUCGUCACCUACUGGCAGGAGCCCAUGGCCACUCCACGCUGCCUCUCCUUCUGGUACCGCCUGGCCGGCCCGCAGAUUGGGACCCUGAAUCUCAAGCUGCGGCUGGAGGGAGAGGAGGAGACAGUGCUGUGGACCCAGCGUGGCACCCGGGGCAGCAUCUGGCACCGGGGACAGGCGACACUGCCCGCCACGGGCCAGCGGCAGUACCGGGUGGCCUUCGAGGCCCUGCGUGACGGGUUCCUGGGUGACAUGGCGCUGGAUGAUGUGGCGCUGACAGCGGGGCCCUGUGGGGCCGAUCUCUCCUGCUCCUUCGAGGCAGACGCCUGCGGGCUGGCAGCCAGCGGGCAGCACUCCUGGCUGCGGCAGAGCAAUGGCACUGGCACCACCGCUGGCCCCCCCGUCGACCACACCACGGGCACCGCCACAGGCCAUUACAUGGUGGUGAGCACGGGCAGGGCCUCCCUGCCGGCCGGGCACACGGCCGCACUCACGUCCCAGCCGUACCAGCCCUCUGCGCCCGCCCAGUGCCUGGCCUUCUGGUACCAGCUGAGCGCCGGGACCCCAGGCUCCCUCGACGUCUUUGUGGAGCAGAGCGGGGUGCGGAGGAAGGUGAUGAGUGUGAGAGCCAUGGAGGGGGACGCCUGGCACCGCAGCCACUUCACUGUCCAGCCGGAUGGGGACUGGAAGGUGAUAUUUGAGGCAGUAGGAGCUGGGAGUGACCAUGGGUACAUGGCGCUGGACGAUCUGCACGUGUCGGAUGGAGUCUGCCCCGAGCCGGCGUCCUGUGACUUCGAGCAGGACACGUGUGGCUGGAGCAGCCCUGCGGACCCCCGCCUGCACAGCUUCGCCUGGGGCUGGAAGAAUGGGAUCCCCCUUGCCAAGUACCCUGGCCCCGAGCAGGAUCACACCCUGGGCACAAGAGAUGGUCGCUAUGUGCACUUCGACACUGGUGUGCUGGGCACUGGGGGCACCACUGCCCGGCUGGAGAGCCAGCACCUGCCUGCUGCUGCCGAUGCCUGCCUGCGGUUCUGGUACCACAUGGACAUCCCAGAGCACCUCGCUUGCGGGGAGCUGCGGGUGAUGCUGCAGAGCGCGGCAGGGCAGCGAACGGUGUGGAGCAUGGCAGGGCAUCAGAGCCGGGGCUGGCACAGUGGCGUGGUACCUGUGCAGAGCCCCAGCGAGUUCCAGAUCAUCUUUGAAGUCACCACACGGAGGUGGCCAAUGGAGGGGACAGUGGCACUGGAUGACAUAAUUUACAGCACCGGAGGGAGCUGCCAUUCCAGACUGGACAUGCUGGUAGAAGAGAAACCCUCUGGCAGCUUCGUGGCAGAGGUGGUGCUCAGCCUUCUCCUGGCCAUCGUCGUCCUGGCACUGGUGGCCACCGGCAGCUGGUACUGGCUGAAGCAGCGAGUGCUGGCGAGUGGGCAGCCAGCAGAGAGCAACGCUCCCCAGGGCUUCGACAACAUCACUUUUCGAGAUGACAAGGUCAUUAUAUCUCCAGUGACAAAAGACGGGGAUGAGAACUGAAAUCCUAAGGUGCUGCGUGCCGACCCCCGCAAGGCGCACAGGGCAGAGAUCAUCACAUCAGCAGCACUCACACUCCAGCAGCCUCUCCGGCUCUCGGCAUCGGGGAGCAGCCGCGGGUGCUCGCCCCGAGGGACGUGCCGCUGGUCCUGCUGCCUCCAAGCGCUCGGGAAAAGCAACGUUGUCUUUUGUAACAUGAACUUUCUGCACCGAGCCACAGUGGUGUGCCUGUGCUUUGACAGGAGUUCUUUGCAGCGGGCACCCCGCUGGCUCUAGGAGGCGAAGGGCGCAGU